CAACUUUUGGUAUGCGUUUUCUUUCAUUCGUUAAGAUGCAUGCUGCCCUCUCUUCGCAAGACAACUAUUUCAACACCAACCUCAUCCAUCAUCAUAACUUUGCAUGCUUUUCUUGGAGUUUUUGAAAAAUUACUACUAUAGAAUUUAAGAAUUAGAACGAAAGCACAUCUUUUGCGAUUUAUGGAAUAGUAAAAUUAUAAAGAUACCUGGUUUCCUCUCCUACUCAACUGACUAUGCAGAGUCCGCAGAAAAGUCCACAACAGCCUUUUACUUCUAUAAAAUUUCAAGAACCAAGUAGAUACAACUCUAAUGGAGAAUCAAAUUCACCGUCAAGCGUCAAGAAGUUGCUCAAUGUUGACACACGACCAAGCCAUCGAAAAGGACAUCAUCAUAGACAUUCUUUAUCCCAUCAAUAUUUUCUACCUCCUAAGAAUCGGAAGCCAUUAAGCUUCCCUGCCACUUAUCCAAUUCCCACAAUUGCCGAAUCGUUUUCCAUCCUUACUUGGAGGCAAAGGCUAAAAUUAAGUAGCUCCAUAUUAUUUUUUCUUGCUGCUGUUUUUGUCUUUUUGUCUGGUGAUGCUACUGUACUGCUUUCAUUGUCGUGUUCACUUAUAGUAGAAGGGGUUUUAAUUAUACUAAAUGUUUGGCGAGAGACCUUGGAUUGUUUUGUGGUUUGGCGAAGGACAUCUCUUCGUUAUCCUUUUGGUUUGCAGCAAGUAGAGCUGUUAGCUGAUUUUGCAUUUUCUAUUUUAUUGCUAUUUCUUGGACUAAAUCUUCUGAAAGAACCAGCGGAACAUGCCAUUGAAGACUGGGGAAAUAUUGAACACCUAGAACAUUCAGGAGCUGAAGUUGCUUAUAUCCGAUCUACUUUUUCUAUCUUGAUAGCUUUACUUCUUUCAGGUACUGCUCUCUUAUUUGAUCACUCUCAUAUGCACAGCCAACGCUUAGAUUCGCGCUUCUUUCAUGGUUUAACACUUGUUCCCUCUUUGAUUCUUUUCGUCCUCAAAAGUCUGGGCGUUCAAGUUGGUUCACUACUCAGCCAUAUAUUUGCUAUAAGUAUUGCGGUCACGGCGGUAAUUGCUGGUUUCUCCAUUGCCAAAUCUUUAUCCAUGUUGCUUUUAUUAACUUAUUCGAAUAAAGAUAAAGUUUUCCAGUGCAUCUCGCUCAUCAAGGAAGACAGCCGAAUAGAGCAACUUAAUUCUGCUACCAUUUGGCAGCCUCAUUACAAUAUGUGCAUCGCUAAUAUUUGCAUAACUGUUCGCGGCAGUGAGCGUGAACAGCUAUCUAUACGUGAAGAUGUUAUGAAAAUUAUUCAAAAAACAGUCGGCAGUAUAUUCGGCGCUGGUGUUCAACCUAAAUGGGAAAUCACUAUCGAUAUUCAGAGGAUUUAAUUUGGCCUUCUAUUCAGGCUAAUAAUGUUUACAUUGUACUGUCUAAUUAUUUUCCACUUAAUCUUACACACUCGUUUAUGUUUAUUAUUUACUAUUUAGAUUUCUUUGUUUUGUAAAGUUGUGGGGUUAUGCAUGUCUCUUUGUUAAUUAAUCUUUUAUCUUAAAUCAAUUUACUGUGCUCCAGAUUUUGAUAAAAAUAUAAAAUAAAAUAAAUAAAUGAAGCUACUUUGUCGGUA
Schizosaccharomyces cryophilus OY26 is the source of this 1627-nucleotide messenger RNA. RefSeq names its product cation diffusion family zinc membrane transporter Zrg17. The transcript has a single exon. The record is from RefSeq and is a predicted model, not a curated record. Gene Ontology annotation, cellular component: membrane. Gene Ontology annotation, biological process: monoatomic cation transport; transmembrane transport. NCBI's taxonomy places the organism in Eukaryota, Fungi, Ascomycota, Schizosaccharomycetes, Schizosaccharomycetales, Schizosaccharomycetaceae. Bases 234 to 1391 code for a protein of 385 amino acids. Gene Ontology annotation, molecular function: monoatomic cation transmembrane transporter activity.